AUGAUGAUUCUACAAUAAUAGCUGAUACUGAAAGUACUACUAGUGAUGCAGAAAUUUUACAAUUUAAGUGGGAUAAAAUAGCUUUUAAACAAGCUCAAGAAUUAUUUAAUAUAGAUAAUAACGAAGUUAAUAAUGGAGAAAGUAAUUAUCAGAUCGAAAAUAGUUUUAAUAUUAAUGAUAUAUUAACAUCAUGUAUUGUUUUAGAUAUAAUUGAUAGUUUAAUACAAUACUGUUCUGAAAAAGCAUCAAAUCAACAUCCUUUAACUCAACUAAUAGGCAGUGGAAAAAAGCUAUUUUCAUGUGAAAAUAAGCAUAAAGAUGAUACAACUAAAGCACUUGAACUAUUAGGACAAUGGAUUUUAAAUGUAGCAGCAUCAGAAGAAAUCAAGCCAAAAGAAGAAUUAUUAAUAAAAUUAAAUCCAGUAUUAACAUUGUUUAAUCAAUCAAUAUCUAAACAAUCAAUAUCGCAAGUACAAAAUAAUUUACAAUACCCUUCAAGUUUAUUUCUUAUAAAAAUUGCUUUACGAGUUGGAAAAGUUGAUUAUAUAAAAUUAAUUAAUAAAAGUUAUAAUUUUAUAUCAAAGACUUCAAAAAUAGCUGGGGAAACAUUCG
Messenger RNA from Funneliformis mosseae, 612 nucleotides. Lineage: Eukaryota; Fungi; Glomeromycota; Glomeromycetes; Glomerales; Glomeraceae. The record is from the annotation of a GenBank genome assembly.